AUGGCGACAGCAUCGUCCCUAUUUCCACCCUUCCUCACCGGCUCACUCUUCGGUGCCGCCCUCCUACUCGCCACCGUCCACACACCCACCAUAAUCCUCUCCCAACUACGUCUGCAAUCAACCCACAUGCUCAAAGCCUUCCUCACCGCAUCCUCCUGCAGCGCAAUCAUCAUCUACAUCUCUCACCGUCUAGGAUUCGCCAAACUACCAUGUCGAACGAACACGAGCUACGGCUGGUUCGGAAGCUACGACGCCAACCUUGUGGGUGGGCUGUUACAGGGGUUGGGAAUGGCGCUUACGGGGGCGUGUCCAGGGACGGUGCUGGUGCAGUUGGCGCUGGGAAUAGAGAGCGCGAAAUGGGUGGCGUUGGGAGGUGUGCUUGGUGGUAUGGCGUUUGUGUUUGUGGGAGACACAUUGAGGCGCAAAGUGCCAAGGACUGAGGUGCGGGAGCACACCGUCAUGCAGCGAUUGAAGGUGUCCGAGGAGGGUGCGGUGCUGGGAUACGAAGUGAUGCUGAUUUCUGCUAUUGCUUUCGUCGAUCGCUUGGGACUAUCGAAGAGUCGCGAGAAUGUCUGGGUUGAUCCUGUGAGAGGUGGUUUACUGAUCGGGCUUGCGCAGGUUGCUUCGGUAUUAUUGUGCAAGAAAACAUUAGGUGUCAGCUCAGCCUACUCUGAUAUCGGGAAACAGCUGCAAUCGGUCCUGAAAGGCAAGAAGCUUAGCGGCGAACUAGGCAACAUCUGUUUUGCCUUGGGAGUCAUGGCUAGCGCGAAGUUGAUAAGCCUGCAGGUUCCUGUUGUUGCUGACAGUGGUGCUCAUGCCGUCAGUCUUCUUCAGGCACUACUCGGAGGGUUUGUGGGCAUCUUUGGAGCAAGAAUGGCAGGAGGGUGUACCUCCGGGCAUGGAAUCAGUGGUAUGAGCACACUCAGUAUCUCGAGUUUUGUGACAGUUGCAGGAAUGUUUGGUGGUGGAAUUCUGUUCAGGCUGCUAUUAGAUACAUUGCAUUACUAG
This is a messenger RNA of Lithohypha guttulata, 1008 nucleotides long. RefSeq lists its product as uncharacterized. The transcript has a single exon. The coding region runs from base 1 to 1008 and encodes 335 amino acids. NCBI's taxonomy places the organism in Eukaryota, Fungi, Ascomycota, Eurotiomycetes, Chaetothyriales, Trichomeriaceae. Gene Ontology annotation, cellular component: plasma membrane. The record is from RefSeq and is a predicted model, not a curated record.